Messenger RNA from Aspergillus calidoustus, 1125 nucleotides. Lineage: Eukaryota; Fungi; Ascomycota; Eurotiomycetes; Eurotiales; Aspergillaceae. The record is from the annotation of a GenBank genome assembly.
AUGGUUGAGAACGGGGCGGCUCCACACCCAAACAAGAGUAUGCCUGAAUCCGUCGAGACAGACAGCGCCCAUACGACUGGAAAGCGCCGGUGGACAGACGAGGAUGAGCCAGAAGCAGACACAGACACUGAUUCCGAUGAGAUCUCAAUAAAAUCGACAAAGUCCUUCGAAGCCCAAAACAUAGAAUACGUGCUUGAGAAUGGCCGACGGUACUGCAAUGACACAUACUUCAUGCCAAAUGACGAGGCUGAGCAGACCCGCCUAAACAUUACACAUCAAAUAUGUCUCAUCUUGUUCGACGGCAAGCUAACAAACGUUCCGCUUGCCAAAAAGAACCCCCGCGUCCUCGACAUCGGCACCGGCCCGGGCGACUGGGCCAUAGAAAUGAGCGCAGAAUACCCCGGCGCCACAAUCAUAGCCACGGACAUUGGCGUCUUCGACAGCGGCCUCGGCAGCACCAUCGAGCUACCCAACGUGAGCUUCCAGCUCGAUGACGCCCGCGACGAAUGGACCUAUCAUGAACCGUUCGACUUGAUCCACAUCCGCGGCCUAGCAGGCGCCUUUUCAGACUGGUGUUCAUUAUACAACCAGGCGUUUCGCCAUCUCGCCCCGGGGGGAUACAUUGAGAUCAGCGACGCAGACCCGGCCGCCGACUCUGUCUCCUUCCCGGGCUCAGGCGACUCCUACCUUAACAUCUUUGCCUCCGCCAUGCGCUCCGCUGCCGAAUCCACAGGCCAUCCGCGCGACCUAUCUCAUCUUCUCCCUUCUGUUCUUAGCGCCGCAGGCUUCACCGACAUAUGCGUCAAAGAACGCACCAUACCAAUCGGGCUAUGGCCCACAAAUGCGCAGGAAAAGACCCUCGGGAAGAUGGGUCUCAUCGCACUCCUCGAGGGCGUGGAAGCAUACAGUCUACGGCAGCUAACAGCGACGGGCAACUGGACUGCCGAGGGGGUCCGGGACCUCUGCGAGAAGGUAAAGAUGGAAAUCCUAACAGCCGGGAGAAUGACGUGCGUCAUGAAGACGGUGAUAGCGCGCAAACCGUUUGUGCGCUCGAUGGCGCGGAAGAGUGACAUGCUGCAGAAACUGAUGCAGUUGGAUGACGAGAUGAAGAAGCAAGAAGUUUGA